Molecule: messenger RNA, 1623 nt
Organism: Saccharomyces eubayanus
Lineage: Eukaryota; Fungi; Ascomycota; Saccharomycetes; Saccharomycetales; Saccharomycetaceae
Gene: CHK1
Product: serine/threonine protein kinase CHK1
Exons: 1
Coding region: 1-1623 (540 amino acids)
Biological process (GO): protein phosphorylation; mitotic G2 DNA damage checkpoint signaling
Cellular component (GO): cytoplasm; site of double-strand break; nucleus
Molecular function (GO): protein kinase activity; ATP binding
Source: RefSeq, a predicted model, not a curated record
AUGAGUCUCUCGCAGGUGUCACCUUUACCGCAGAUCAAGGACGUUGUGCUAGGAGAUACCGUUGGGCAGGGCACAUUUGCCUGCGUUAAGAAUGCCCAUCUUCAAAUGGAUCCCUCUGUAAUUCUAGCUGUUAAGUUUGUUCAUGUCCCCACUUGUAAAAAAAUGGGACUCACUGAGAAGGACAUCACAAAAGAAGUGGUUUUACAAUCCAAAUGCUCUAAGCAUCCUAAUAUUUUGAGACUUAUAGAUUGUAAUGUAUCUAAAGACUAUAUGUGGAUAAUUAUGGAAAUGGCUGAUGGUGGUGACCUCUUUGAUAAAAUUGAACCUGAUGUGGGAGUUGAUUCUGACGUAGCCCAGUUUUAUUUUCAACAGCUUGUCAGUGCUAUUGAUUAUAUGCAUCGGAAAUGUGGUGUUGCCCAUCGAGACAUUAAGCCUGAAAAUGUCUUAUUAGAUAAAAACGGGAACUUGAAACUAGCUGAUUUUGGGCUUGCUUCCCAGUUUAAAAGAAAAGACGGCACACUACGUGUAUCCAUGGAUCAGAGGGGCUCUCCACCUUAUAUGGCCCCUGAAGUACUCUACUCCGAAGCGGGUUUUUAUGCAGAUCGAACAGAUAUAUGGUCUAUUGGCAUUCUCCUAUAUGUAUUAUUGACCGGCCAAACGCCCUGGGAACUACCGUCGUUGGAGGAUGAAGAUUUUGUCUUCUUCAUACAAAACGAUGGAAACUUGAACUGGGGGCCUUGGUCGAAGAUAGAAUUUACUCAUUUAAACUUACUCCGAAAGAUUUUACAACCUGACCCAGUUAAGAGGGCGACUUUGGAAGCUUUGAAAGCGCAUCCCUGGAUAUCACGUAGAGUCGUAUUUGCUGGGGAUGACGGCCUCUGUAAUGAUCCUGACCUCCUAGCUAAAAAACUCUUUUCUCACCUAAAGGUUUCAUUAAGUAAUGAGAAUUAUUUGAAAUUCACCCAAGAUGUAAGUUCCAACAGCAGGUACAUUUCUACGCAGCCUGUCGGCAAUGAGUUAGCUGAACUUGAACAUGAUUCAGUGCAUUCUAAGGCAAUAGCGAAUACUCAGCGUGCAUUUUCCAUAUAUGAUUCGAAUAUGAAUGGUAACAGUGAUACCUGCAUGACACAAGAGGCUAAAUGGACGCAAUUUAUAAGUAAUGAUAUGGCCGCCUUGCAAUUCCAUUCCGACGAACAUGAUUUUACCAAACCAUUUCAAAAUUGUUUACAGUUCAAUCCCAAUAAGCUUACUAAAUUUUACACUUUUCAACCUAUGGAUAUUUUGCUGCCGAUUCUAGAGAAGGCUUUAAACUUAUCACGAAUUAGAGUGAAACCAGAUCUUUUUGCAAAUUUUGAAAGAUUAUGCGAGUCAUUAGGCUACGAUAAUGUUUUCCCACUUAUGAUAAACAUCAAGACGAAAAGCAAAGGUGGUUGCCAAUUAUCUGGUAGUAUUUCCAUCAUCAAGAUUGAAGGAGACUUGAAAAAUGUUGGAUUCGAAAGGAAAACUGGUGAUCCUUUAGAAUGGAGAAGAUUGUUCAAGAAAAUUUCUACCAUUUGUAGAGAUAUUAUCUUACUUCCCAACCAAAUAAAAGAGGAACCCAAAAAUACGGUGAUUAUGCAUUGA